GCACCUCAUAUUGUACACUCUAUAUUAUCUGCAACUUCCCUUUCCAAAACACUAUUUGGCUGCUUGGUUGCCGAUUCUGCUUGUUUCAGUUGGAGAACCGAAGAGAAGCAAAUAAUGACAGACCUUGCAUAAUGUCAAGCGCAAGUAAAGAGCAUUUUGUAACGGUGGUACCUGUAUCGGAGAAGGGACUCAUCGGACCUAUUAGUGGACCCGGAAACUCGGUCACGUUGGGGUCGCAUCAGGGCCAGCUACACUCCUCAGUGAGGACAUCUCAUUCAGGCUCACACAGCCGGUCCUUUGCCGCGCCCAAUGUUACCGUUCUUGAGGUAAAGAACAACAUGUCGCCAUAUUCCACAGCAUCGGUGAUGACUUCCAACCAUGAGAGCAGCUCCUUGUUGGGUGGUAGCAAUUCAAUACUUGACCAUGCGACGAUUUAUCGUCUUCCUGGAGAAAGACUCGGUAUGGCACUGAAGUUUGUCGGCGGGACGAAUGCUGGAGACACCGUAUCAAGGGUGUUUAUACAAAGCAUAAACCCUGACAGUCCUGCCUCGAGGGCACAAAGUAAUGUAACUCCGAUCAGGGAAGGCGAUGAGAUACUGCGUAUCGGUGAGCGUGAGGUGACAUCAAUGACCCGUUUGGACUGUGUCACGCUCUUAAGAGAUUCGCCAGUCUGUAUCAAUUUAACUAUCAGACAUAUGAGCGGCGCUAUCCUGUCUGAAACACCACCAACACAUGGGAUCACUUCUGCUUUGCCGCUAACCAACGGGAGCACCGCUGGUUCCCACAAUAACGCAGCUGGGUCGGGUCGGACCCAGAGUCCAAAUAACGGCGAGAUGUCGGUGCCACAUGGCGGUCAUGUUACCCGAAACAAACGAGAUCCGCCACCAAUUCCUCCGAGAAAAUCACCGGCGGAACCUCGAACGACUUCUCUGCCUCCCCUACGGCUGGCCCAGAGCUCUGAUGGGGGCUCAGGACUCAAUGCUCACUCGCAGCAAAUACACGUUUCGGAUCGCUUCCACGUGCAGCAACAGCAACGAACUCUUGUUAAAUCUUUGUCGACGAAAAGCCUGGAUCGUGUCGGCUCGUCUGAGGGCAUCGUACGACCCUCAAUACCGCCGCCGUUACCCCCACGGAAGCCGACUAAGGAUAUGGACACAACGCAAAAACCGGAUGACUAUCGACAGGACAACAGCCUUAAAGAAACCAAUCGACCCCAGAGCGUACCGCCUCCUCCGCCACCACGCAAAGAUGUUGACGACAUUUCAAUGCUCAAUACCGGAACUGGCAUUAAUAACGGUACCGCUGGCUCGGAUGAGGUCGAUGGCGCUCUCCCCCGACGUGUAGGGGGAAUGCUGCAGAGAACGCGAAGCGCUCCUUCUGCCGAUGAACGUCCACAUUUUGAGCGCCCCGCCGAGGCUGAAGCCUACACCGAUUUGUUCGCGGACACUGAAGAUGCCGAAAGUUACGUGGACGAAUCGGAUGAUACGGCGUCUUCGGUAUCAACUGUAAUCGACCGCUUGCACAGUCGUUCCUCAACGGCAAAUUCAAGCUUCUCGGAACAUGGAAGCGGUUACGAACGUCCCUCAGUACCUCGUUUCGCAGGCGUCGAGCUUGAGCGAGCCAUGCACCCACUUGUGGAUAUGCAACGCGACAGAGAUUUUCAACAGCAGCAACAACAAAUGCAACAGUCCCGAGAUGUACCUAUGAAAGGAACUCAAAAGGCACCCGAAGUGCCACCCAGGCCUAGCGUUCAGCAUAAACAGAUGCCGCGGGAGGAGCUAAACUUAAGCGAGACUCCCGAGCCACAACCGGUAUCACAGCUAAUCGACCUAGAGGCGACAAUGGAAAUCGAGCAUGAACCAAACCCGCAACUGGUCCUUCCGAAACAGGACGAGGCCGCGCAUCAAAAGGUUGAUAAAAAAAGUGGAACCGAUGAGCCCCAAGGACGCGAGGAAACCCUGGAAGUCAUAAACACAGACUAUGAAAAGUGCCAAAUCAUCGCAGCUAAGUGCCAGAGUACCCUAAUUGGGGAUAAAUGCAAGAUUUCAUCGAAGGAACAAAAAUUCACAUCUUUACAUCACGUUCAAAGACAGGAUGGCAGCAAGACUGUUGAACGUGAGAAUAAGAUUAGCGGUAAUGCUGUUAGCGAUCACACAAGCAAUGAAACCCAGAAUCAACAUCAGCAAAUUGUCCCUGACCCACCGACUCUCCUAGACAAACCAGAUUUAAAGGCCUGUACUCCUAUAGCUCAUGGUGAUCAGCUAUUCUCUACGGAAGAUUUCAAUGACAUCAGUACCUUCGAAGGCCUCGAGCGUCGCUCGCCUUCAGGCGACUCGUUUAACUCCUCAUCAUCUUCUCAAUCGGCUGAUUCGGUUGUCGAUGCCGGUUCCCCGUCGCCACCAUCCACCGGCAGCCCAGUUCUAAAUCGUUUCAAGGAAAAUUCAGUGACUGUGCAGGAGCCUCGUCAGGAAUCAGCUAAAGAAUCGCCGGAACUAAGGAGCUUAGCACCCGUUUGCCACCGUCACGAACCGGAAUCUGAGUCUACAGUUGUCGCCGCGAAUGCGAGUAACACGCUUUCGGAUGGCCGCACUUCCGUGGCCGCCCAUCCCCCGUCGAGUCACGUCGUCGGCAGCCGCCACGAGCUCUCCCCCGAAAUAGACCUUCUGCAGAAAACAGAGGUCCAGCAAGAAAGUUUGACCGCUCCGGAGCAAGAAACCGAGCAGCAGGUUCAACAGCAGGAAGAGUGGAAAGACUACGACGACGUUCAGCUUUUGCCGAGUCAAGAGAGAGAAUCGGAUAUAGUUCGUCAAGCAGAGCCCGCACGUGAAAACUCUUUUACAGGACACGGAACCGUCGAAGACAAGGUGGAAAAGACGCAGUAUUUCACUAGAAAUCUUGAUCAAGUUCAAAGUGGAAAACCAAAGGAAGAGGUCAAGAUGCUAACGACAGCGGUGAGAUUCAACGGGAACAACACCACUACUGCUGGUAGUCGAUUGCCUCCGGAUGGCCACGAGUUUCCUUCAAGCUUUACCGAAGAACCGACAGGUCUCGACAUAAGUAACAUGUCUAUUCGAGGCGGUUGGAAGGACGCUUUCCGAGGUCACAAAUCGGUGUCCGUCGACGAUUCUGGCGUCUUCUGCUCGACGCCAUCUUCCGACGAAAGUCCAUCACCCACACACAAGUCACCUUCGCCGUCUUUCUCCGCUUCGCCGACGCAUCCGGAGAGUGCUCUCCUCGCUAAUCAAUACCAGUCACCAAUCAAUGGGGACAGGCGAGGUUCAGUAUCCUCAGUGUACUCUAAGUAUCGUGAGGCUUCACAGAAGCGCUAUUGCGGGAUGCUUAUGUCUAUGUUGGAACCAUCAUCCGAGCCCAAACCCAAACUGAAAGGCCUCGUGCUAUCCAAAUCUGUACCUCCAGCUCCGGCAAGUUCUAAACUACUUCCCGUUAUCAUAACAAGCCCAACUGUGGCAAAAGUUGACAGUACUCCGGUCGUGGCCCAGCGAGCCCAGAAAGCGCAAAGUUCGCGACCACUUGUAGAACACAGGAGUUCGGCACCACCCCUUUCGUCAGUAUUCCGAAAAAGUCUCGGAUUCAACGAAGUCAACGAAUGGAAUACUCCAUCCCGCCCCGCGCCGCCGCUUCCUGAAAACGGUUCUUCUCAAGACGUUACUCCGCCGAAAGGAGAGCUCAUUGAAAGAUACCUUAGCUCGUGCUCUAGCCAGGAUAGCACGAACUCUUUCCAGGAAGACGCGUGCGACGUGAGCCGUAGCAGAAACGGCCGUAGCGGUUCAUUCGCCAAUAUCACUACCAUUAAGGAUGCAGAACUAUUCGCGCGUAGCUCAAUUGGCGAGGCCCGUUCAAAAUGGCAGUCGAUGGAAUUCCAAUAUGGGCCAUCGUCCUUGGGCCAGGGUCCUGUUAUGGGUCCACCUCCUGUUCCCCCUCGACCUGCUUCUAGACAACUUGAGCAUCGUUUUGAGUCGGCCUACAAUGCUAGUGGAUUGAAAUCUGCAAAGUCUGAAGCUUCCUUAAACAGCAUCUCACAACAGAGUAACAGCUCUGUUGAUAGCGACAGCGUGCCUGGUCCCCAGAACUUCCGCGCUCUGGCCGCGAAAUGGGAACAACGAUCGGCCCAAGAUACGGCCCCGCCGAUUCCCGCUCGCAAACUCAGUGACACACGACCCCCAACUGGGCCAGUCCCGAAGCCAGCAUCACGAGUCAGUGUAUCGAUGUCACACAACAACGGCUCGACGUUUAGCAAUUCUGACAGGUUAGACUUACUACCGCCGCCCAUGAUUCCGCCACCUGGCCCACCGCCUGCCGCACCCAUAGCUUCGCCCACAGGAUCACCUGUACCGGCUCCUGUUCGGCCUGCUCCUCGAGGCACUUCUGAUCUGAAGAAGACUUUCGAGGACGUGCAAAGGCCCCUAAAGACAGUGGAGCAUCGCCGGUUCUCCAGUAUCGACUCGAACGAUUCCGGAAACAGCUCAACCUCCAACCGUGAGCAAUAUUCCUCGUUGACGUCGCUGGCGUCCACAACAUCGUCUCUCAUCUCACCACAGGAUCUUCAGCAGCUGAUUGACGAUGCAAACCAAGCGCUUGCUGAAGAAGAGGGCGGCCGAGGUGAGGCUCACGACGUCUACGUGGUCGUCCUUCACAAAGACAGCCCAACUUCAGGCGCUGGCAUCACUCUUGCAGGAGGAAGCGACUAUGAAUCUAAGGAGAUCACGGUACACAAGGUGAUAACCGGGAGUGCGGCUGAUCGCGAUGGUCGAAUCCGUCGGGCUGACCGCGUGCUGUCCAUUAACGGUCGGCCGUUAAAGGGUGCAACCCACCGAGAAGCUCUCGAUAUUCUCAAAAGCCCACGACCCGAAGUGGUACUUGUGUUGAGUCGCGAACCAUCCGGACGUGGUUCAUCAGGGACACGUUCGAGUCUUAGUCGAGCCAGCAGCGUGUCUAGUGUACUUGAUGUGAUCGACGAGCCUUCAUGUGACGGUCCUCUGCCUACCUUUCAAGGAUCGACCCUGAUCGUUCUAGAAAAGGACAAGGUUGGCCUUGGUUUCACCCUUCAAGGCGGCAAGGACUCCCCUUUAGGCAACCGUGCCCUUACUAUUAACCGGAUCUUCAGCUGCGGCGCUGCUGAACGCGACGGACGUCUCCAACCUGGCGACGAGCUUCUGGCGAUCAAUCAAACUGUUACAACUAGCAUGACGCGCACGGAAGCAUGGAAUUUCCUAAAAAAACUCCCAGAAGGACGUAUCUCGUUUACCGUUCGGCAACAAGCGCGGUCUUGAACGCUGUUCCCGAACGCGGAACCUUACUUGAGCACAAACGAAAGAUAUCACAAAAGGAAAAUCAUACAGUCAAGCAAAUAAAUAUAAUCCAAAUCGACCUUCAUUAUGAAUGUCCCUUUGAUGUUAAAUCUCCAUCCACACGAGUGCCGCUCACACGGACCAGAAGGACGUAAUUAACUACCAGCUUUCCGUGAAAUAAGGAUUUUGAUUCCUGCGACUUUGGAUACAAGGAUUGCAGAACAGAGAAACGCUACCUUCAUAGCACGCAUCGACAACCCUUUUUUCGCGUUUUAGAGAACAAUCCGUUAUGUUACCUAUUGAUUAUUAAAUAAUCGCAGUGUAUCCUCGUUUCGUUAUGGGUAGGGUAGUGCGUUUUAAUUGGGAAUUCAUAGAAAUCGAGGCCAUGUACCGCAAUCCUGUCCUCUGCUAUUAUAACUUUACAGAAUGAGGGAUGAAAAUUUGAAAGGGUAGCCAGUUUAUGCCUCUGAGAACUCGUGAGGUGAUUGCUUGUCUUGGUAGUCUUGUGCCAGCCCGCACAUUAACACGAAAUGGGUCGUCUUACACGCGAGCAGGCUAUACUAUGUUUAAACAGCCUGGAUAUACAUAUGUAUGCAUAUCUUCGUUGUAACCUGCAUUGUGGGUUGCGUUUAUGAUGCCCAUGCGUUGUCGUUCCUCGUGAUGAGUUUUCUAUUUCUUGUGCAUCUGUUACGUUCUGUCGGUUUGCAUUCGCGGGACUGCACCGGCUAUUGUUGAAUAUAUUUGCACGUGCAUAUACUGUGCCAAUGAUGCAUGACAACACAUCAGUGUAGAGUAUGACGGACAGUAGCGAUCCUCACAACACUCUCAACCAGUGUUCUCUGACCAAUUGGACUCGUGUGAAAUGCCCGACCUAAAUUAAUGUCGCUGCCAAAAUGUUAUAGUAGUGAUGGUGAAAAAUAUGAUGGAGGAGCUCUGUUGUAUUCAAUGUGAUCAUACACUCCACCCGCAUGUUUCAUGAGCGAGCGACAACCAACCAAUAACGAGACCACCGAAUAUGUCAGCCCGUAGAAAAGCGAAGAAAAAACUGGCGCCGACAUAUUAGUUAAUCGUAAGUCCUCACAGAUAUGCGCAUACGUAAUGAAACACAUAUUAGUAUAGCUGGCAUAGUACCAAUCAUAACACCAACAGUAUGAAAAGGACCGAGAUGAACAACCUGUGUCCACAAGUGCCUCUGAUCCAUUAACUAUUUAGCAAGUCUUAAGGUACCAAUCACUAUCACAAUUAAAGCGAAGCAGGUCACCGCGGAGUCGCCUUGUUUAAGGGACGCUAUGACCUCCUGCUGUUCAAAGAUACUACUUCUAGUUUCCUUUGAAGUCCCGGACACGUUGAAUAGGAAAAUACGAGACGCGAUGAUGUUCACCGGGGACGAAGAAAAAUAUAUUAUCUUUAACUCUGCUGCAGUUGUAAGUUACAAAUUAAACAAAAAACAGACAGAGUUUAAUUUUGAAAAGCGCCGCGCAAUAUAUA
Molecule: messenger RNA, 6797 nt
Organism: Varroa destructor (honeybee mite)
Lineage: Eukaryota; Metazoa; Arthropoda; Arachnida; Mesostigmata; Varroidae
Gene: bbg
Product: PDZ domain-containing protein big bang
Molecular function (GO): protein binding
Source: RefSeq, a predicted model, not a curated record